This is a messenger RNA of Arachis duranensis, 2466 nucleotides long. Its product is annotated as AP2-like ethylene-responsive transcription factor AIL1. The record is from RefSeq and is a predicted model, not a curated record. The transcript is spliced from 9 exons. Lineage: Eukaryota; Viridiplantae; Streptophyta; Magnoliopsida; Fabales; Fabaceae. Gene Ontology annotation, biological process: regulation of DNA-templated transcription. Gene Ontology annotation, molecular function: DNA-binding transcription factor activity; DNA binding. Bases 411 to 2150 code for a protein of 579 amino acids.
CUCUCACCUCUUUAUUCACUUGCACUUGCACUUGCACCCACCAACAUCAUCUAAAACCAACCCAACCCAAUCCCAAACAACCAAAAGAAAAAGAAAAAUUCACACUUGUAGACUUCUAGUACUUCUAGACUUCUAGCUAUAGCUUAAGGAGACCCACUCAACCCACAAGAUAUAUAUCAAAAUUAAAGUUCAUACCAUCUUAUCAAAAGAAAAAGAAAAAAAAAAGGGGGGUAUACUAGUACUUGAAGAUUUGAACCCCAUCCCAAUAGCAUCCAUCACCACCAGCUUUGAAGUUUGAGCUUGCUCAAAGUCCAACAUUAUUCUGUAUUCUCUGUUUUGGUGGGGUUAGGAGUUUAUAUAAUUUUCUUGAGAAAAGGAAGAGUUUUUAUUUGUGUUUGUUAGUGAAAAACAUGAGCAAUUGGUUGGGGUUUUCUCUGACUCCACACCUGAGGAUUGAUGAAGAAUUUGAGAGACAAAAUGAAGAGCGUGGAAAUGGAGGAUCUUAUCCUCCUCCUGUGAUGCCUUUGCGCUCUGAUGGCUCUCUCUGUGUUGCUGACUCCUUUUCUCGCUCUGCUGCACCUCAUGAAUGGAGAUAUGAGAAUGCAAUGGGAAGUGGAAAUUCAAAUGAAGAAGGUCCAAAGCUUGAAGACUUCUUAGGAUGCUACUCAAAUCCAUCACCACUUGCGGAAACCAAAGCAUUUUGUCAGCAAAACCGAAACCAAAACCAACAAAACAACUUCUCAAAGAUGAAUAUGAAUGUUGAAACAUCAUCGUCACUGUUCCAAUCAUUCAAUCCCUACAAUGAUAGCAGAAGCAACCACAACCAUCAUCAUCAUCAUGCUCUCAUAGCGGGCAACGGGGUUUACAAGUCAUCAUGGUUGGCACAAACUUGUUGCUCAUCUUCAUCUUCAGCGGAGGCAAAUCAAAAUAGUAGUAGCAAUAAUAAUAAUAAUAAUGGUGGGUGCAAUUUCCAAUCUCUGUCACUGACUAUGAGUCCGAGCAGUGUUCAACAACAAGAACAAAAUGGUGGGGUGGUGGUGGUGAGUGGAAUGAACCACCAAGUAGUGCUUCAUAAUCAACAUAAUCAGGUUGAUGAUGACACUCGUAAAAGAUCCAUUGCUAAAUCUCAAGGGAGAGAACCGGUGCCUCGAAAAUCUAUUGACACUUUUGGCCAGAGAACUUCUCAAUACCGUGGUGUUACAAGGCAUAGAUGGACGGGUAGAUAUGAGGCCCAUUUGUGGGAUAAUAGUUGCAGAAAGGAAGGACAAACAAGAAAAGGAAGGCAAGUUUACCUUGGUGGUUAUGACAAAGAAGAAAAAGCAGCAAGAGCUUAUGACUUAGCUGCACUCAAGUAUUGGGGUCCAACAACUCACAUAAAUUUCCCUUUAAGCACUUAUGAGAAGGAACUUGAAGAGAUGAAGCACAUGAACAGACAAGAAUUUGUCGCCAAUUUGAGAAGGAAGAGCAGUGGAUUUUCAAGAGGGGCAUCUGUGUAUAGAGGCGUGACAAGGCACCAUCAACAUGGAAGGUGGCAAGCUCGUAUAGGAAGGGUUGCAGGCAACAAGGACUUGUAUCUUGGUACAUUUAGUACACAAGAAGAAGCUGCAGAAGCAUAUGAUAUUGCAGCAAUCAAGUUCAGGGGAACAAGUGCCGUGACCAAUUUCGACAUAAGCAGGUACGACGUGAAGAGGAUUUGCUCGAGUUCGACCCUAAUCGCCGGAGACCUUGCAAAACGGUCUCCUAAAGACUCAGCUCUGGCCACCGCCGAGGACUUCAACUCAUCCGGUUCGGCCGCCACACCUUCUCAACCAACUCCCCUGGCAAUAACUGAUGGUGAACAACACUCUGAUGAGUUGUCCAACAUGGUGUGGAAUGGCAACAGCGACGAGCAACAGCAGAAUGAGAGCGGAACCAUCAACAGAAAUGUCGCCGGUCCAUUGUCGCAGCAGGUUUCGCCAAGCAACAAGAACGAGGCGAACCCGCCGCAAAGCCCCAAUGAAUUUGGGGUCAAUGGAACGGAUUAUGGACAUGGAUAUUUCACUCUGCAUGGACCACCAAAAUAUGAUGAUGGAAACAAUGAAAAUGAACACAGGAUUGGGAAUUUGGGUUUGGUUAAUCAAGUUCCUAUGUUUGCUUUGUGGAAUGAAUGAGGGGAAAGUUUGGGAGUGUGGAAAAGAAUUUUAGCAUAGAAAAAAGAAAAAGAAAACAAAACUAUGAUUAGAAGGAAGAAUUAUUGAAUUAUUAUUAUUAUUAUUAUUAUUAUUAUUAUUAUUAUUAUUAUUAUUAUUAUUGUAGUUUUUGUAAUGGUAACUUAACUUUGUUCUAUUCUCAAGGAAGGGGGUGUCAGAAUUACAAUGUUGAUUAGUUGCUAUUGAGUAUUGUAUUUGACUAUUUGUAUGCAUGCUAACAUGACAAAGAUUAUCUUGUAUCGGCAAAGAGGAAAAUCAGCUUAAAUCAGUCAUAGGU